GCCAUGGUCACACUGGAGCGUUGCUUUUAAUUUGUUUGUAUCGGCGUCGGUUGGAUUGGAAUCAAGUUGUUUGUCGUAACGAAAUUGCUGUCAAAUUAAUUGUUGUGGUGCUAAAAUUAAAACAUUACCAAGAGAUCGUGCAACACGUCGAAGGAAAUCCAACCAAUGUUAAGCAAAAUGGCUAGCAACACAAGUGGUGGAGGAGGAGGUGGCUCUGGUGGCAGUGGACGUCGUAUACCACUCUCACUGAGCGGUGGAAGCACUGUGUCACGCUUGCAGCAGUCAUCCGGCAGCAAUGGCCGCUCAAAUAGUCCCCAGAAUGGCAACAAAAAAAUCACUGAAUCCUUCGUAGCGUUGAAAAAGCCAACCCAGCAGAGAAGCUCGUCCACCAGCUCCUCCUCGUCGAGCGGAUCCAACCAGAAUGGCGUCGGCAAGCCCACAAACGGAAAGGAAAAAACACAAAACGGAAGCUCCAAGGAUCAAAAAGAACAGAAACCUAAAGAUAAGGUCCCUGAAAAGAAGGAAAAGGAGGUGGAGGCCGAGAAAAAGGAUAAGGAGGUUGUAUUCGAAAAGAGGGAUAAGGAGGUUGAAGCCGAACAGAAGAUAACAGAGUUGGUGGUUGAAAAGAAUGAUAACGAAGUGCUAGCCGAAAGGAAGGACAACGAAGUGGCCACCAGUCCCGACAAGAAGGAAUGCCAAGGAGAGGCCAAAAAGGAGGCUGCCGCUGAAGUUACCACAUCGGCUCUAGACGUUGUGGUAAUCGAAGAUGAGGUAGAGGUGAUUCCUGAGCUCAGCACUCCUUCGAAGGAUCGCAGAUCUACACGCAAGUCGGGGAGCCUACAAAAGUCUCCCAUUAGUAAGCCGAGUCCCGUUUCGCCAGCCCAGCAGAAUCAACCUGAAACAGCUGCAACCUCGGUUGCUGGCUCCUUGACUCCACAGGAAGAUGUGGACAUGGAACCGCUACAAGUGGAUGCCUCACCUAUACGCAGCGUUAUUGGUAACCUUAAUGCUCUGCCGACGGCCACGUCGACACCAGGACGCAAUCUCUUUGGUUUCCGCAGCAGCAGCAAGCAGAGCACAGAGGUGGAGCUGGCUGCCCAGCCCUCCAGUUCGCCGGCAGGAACUCCGGCCCGCACUUUUGCCCAGAUCAGCGGCAGGCGAAGCAUACGGCCCAUUGACUCACUGACGCCCUCGAAAGUGGGCACGUACAGGUGCGGCAACAGCGACCUGGACACCUCGAACUGCACGAACGCCAGCAUGAAUGCCACCGUGGGAUCGGAGAUUCCCAAUAGCUCGUCCUUUUCAUUCUCGUUCUUUGGCCGUGGUCGCAAGCGUGAGCGCACACCCCCGCCACUUUCUGCAUCACAGUCGACCAAUGACCUUGGCCAAGAUGUGGAAAUGUCGCCGCCAAAGCGUGCCCGCUUCGACUUGUUCAGCUUGAACCUGGCCUCGCCCUUUAGCCUGCUGCGCUCGAGAUUCUCCAAGACGACUAUCAGUUCUCCGACCCGGCUGUGUCUGGAGCCAAACGUUUCCGGCGUGGAGGAGCAACAAGCAAACACUUCUUCGAUCAGCGUGCCAGAAGAGAUUGAGGUGGAGGAGGAGCAGCCCAGCAAAAAUGUUACCGUGGGCCAGGAGGCCGGUCUGGAGACGCCGAAGAAGGGCGGCUCGCCCAUUAAGGAUAUACCCGCCGAGAAGCAAGUCGUGGACCAGGAUGUCGAUGGCCAGGAGGCCGAUGAGAAGUCCAGCGAUGGGGAGAACAUUCCCCCCGUUGUUGAGGUGGCCGAGGUGGCUGGAAUCGAGGCCCGAUCCCGCUGCUCAAUUAUGUAAUAAGACACAAGAAACCCUUCCCCUAGUUCAUAGGUCUAUGUCUUAGAAUAUCCCGUUCGCCCUCUUUUUGGUAAUUUGUGUUCAGACGUAAAGUGACAUGUUAAGAGAGAGCUUCCGCCACAUACUUUGAUAGCCCGGCUUGAACAGGUAUUUCCUCAAUCGAAGGAAACCUAGACCAGGUCUGAGUUUUAACCAAUCUUGAACGGAUUCCUUGCUGGUUGGCUACUCUCUGGGAAUUCCCAAGUCAGAGGCAAUCACUGACGAAUCAGAUGAUCGGUACCCAGGCAAAGUGGGUACUGAAACCAAACAAAAACAAUAUAUGUAGCCGUAUCUGUAUAAGAACCGUAAAAAUGUUUUAUAUGCAAACACAUUUGUGAAAGUCUCGUCUUUUCGCCAAUAAAAUACUUUCUUUUAAUUAUCCAAAAGAA
Drosophila rhopaloa is the source of this 2255-nucleotide messenger RNA. RefSeq names its product formin-J. Bases 166 to 1827 code for a protein of 553 amino acids. The record is from RefSeq and is a predicted model, not a curated record. Lineage: Eukaryota; Metazoa; Arthropoda; Insecta; Diptera; Drosophilidae. The transcript has 2 exons.